CAUGCCCUGAUCGAUAGAUAUUUACAGAAGAAAAGAAGCGCAGAGCAUGAUAUCACUGACAACAGCUUCAAAUUUAACGACUGCUCGAAAGAUGUUCACCGUGAUGUUCCUUCUAUUAACAUAAUACUAAGAUCAGACUGUACGAUCGAGUCUGAUCGGUAUAACUGCUCCCAAAGGGAAACCAUUCGAGACAAGAACAAACAAUUAUUGCCGAAGAACGAAGAUUCCGAAAGAACGUUACAAACAGAUUUGGAGUCGAGUUUGCAACGGACAGUUAAAAAGAAGAAAGAUGCUGUAACUUUUAUACACGUAGACGUGGAAACAAAGUAUACAAAUACACUGGCCAGAUCUAAACUUGGAGUAAUCGAGAACUCGUCGAAACCUACGAGUCACAGGUUAACGCACUCUUGUAUUUGUCCUCUGAAAUUACCUGAUACUAAUAAAAAUUUGAUGAAACAUAAGGUACCAAGUGACACGAAAACUUCUUAUAAUAAACCUAUAUCAGAGGAUAAGCAAUUAAAAGAUUCAUCGGGUGGACAAAGAAUGCAUUUCUGCACAAAUAUAAAUUAUAAUUCAACUGACUAUCCUUUGAGAAAUAUAGAAAGAGAAAUUGAAGAUGGAAAUGAUACCAUAGAAGAAAACUCUGUGGAUAAUGGUACAACGAAUAGUUAUUUAAAACCGCGAGAGAAUGUUUAUCGUAGUAAGUUGGAACGAAAACCUAAAAGUACAGUCUUAAAAGGUUUAUCUUUCGAAAACAUUCCGCACUCUACACUUGGAAAUAAUUUAUCGGUUGCGAAAAGUGCAGAUAUUUGUACUAACGCAAACUGUAAUUCAACUGCCAAUCCUACGUUAAAAACAAAUCGAAAAGUUGAACAUGAAAACGCAAUCAAGGAUGAGAAAUCUGUGAUUACAAUGGAUAAUUAUUCAGAGGAUCGGAAAAGUGUAAACCGUAAUACGGAACCGAAAUCGGAAAGACCUGUAGAUACAGUUGAUACUACCUUGGAUAUGCUGCAAAGUAUAUUGGAAGUAGUUAAGGAUGCCAAUAAUAAAACUAUGGUAAAAUGCAAAAACAUCAAAUGUAAUUAUAAAAAUGAUAUGCAAAACGUGAACAAUGUGAAAAGCGAAAUUAUAGACAUUGAUUACGAGACGCUGCCGUCAAUGGAGUUGAUGAAACCAGAAUGUAUGAGAAUGCUAACAGACAUCAAAGAACGUACAAAAAUGUUGGAAGAACAAUUAACCGUUUUGAACAAAGAUAUAAAUAUGAAGAAAAGAGUCAAUGAAAAGUGUAUGGCUAUUUCUGAACGCCGUAUUGGUCCUACCACAAACAUUCGAGAUAUUUACAGUAUUAAACAACAGAGAGAUAUAAUUACUCAGCAGCCAGAGAAGGAAAAUGUCUUUAUACAAAAGUCAAGUAGUCAAAACGAUAUCAGACAUCUGAAAUGUGUGCAGGAGAACAGAAAAUUAGAAUUGAAAAACAUAGUAAAGUUAGGGAAAGUUAAAAAGCACAACUUAAUGUCCCAACAAAUCGAUAAAAGGAAGACACAUAACCAACAAAUUAAUGUAGCCAAUAAAAAUGAUGGAGAACAACAGGAAAAUAAAAAUGAAUUGCUCAAGUGCAAUAAUGUUAAUAAUUUAAAGAGAAUAGAAAAUGUACAAGAUAUUCGUAUGUGGUCUGCAUCGUCUUCGAUUCUGGAUCAUUCCAACUUUAAACCGCUUACUUCGUCUACACCCACAAAAAUGAACUUGGGUAGCAACAAAGAAUGUCUUUGUUAUAUUUCAUGUUCUACUCAGACUGAUACUCGGUCCGAGAGAGAUUCGCAAAUGAAACAAUUUAAAAAAUCUACAUUAAACGAAUCGAUGACCGAUCCUUUGAAAAGAGAAGGGGCUGCGAUUAACUUGACAAACGCCAACAAUGCCAACCAAAAUAGUUCAAAUUGCCAAGAGAAAACUAUUAUAAUGAUGUUAUUAACAAGAGGUGUAAGUAACACGCAUUUAAAAUCCAGAUAUAAAAAGUUAAAAUUUAUCAAUUUUAGACCGACAUGCAUUAUCGAUUCGUGUAUCGUGCGUGAUCGAAUAUCGAUGAAAUCAAAGUUGCCAAAACGUAAAAUCCAGAUACCUACUGUGUUCAGGGAAUUGAAAUCCGUAGCGUGUAAAGUCGAGGAUCGCGUUGACUCUGAGAAACCUACAUGCGACGAUUCUAUGGCAAAAGAUGGCAAAGUAUCAGAUUUAUUAGCCACUGUUUACACGCAGUCGUCUAAUUUAUACAUCACCACUGCCACCUCGGUUUCUCGUGUUACAUUUAAUAAUAAUAAUAAUAAUUAUAAUUAUACUAGAGACAGAGGAGUAAGAACAGGAAUUUGUACAUUGAGCUGAAAACACGUGUAAAAUUCAAACAAAAUUAAGAUAAAUAUACAGUCGGUUUUGUAAAUCGAUGGAGAACAAUUUGUCAAUUAUAGUAAUAUAAAAAUUAAGUUGUUCAUGUAUCGUCGUAUUCUCGUAAAUUUUAAAUCAAAUUGUAAGACUGUACUAGUACUAAUAAUUAAUGUAAACUGUUAUUAUAUUGUACGCAUGACUGAUAUUUUAAGAGAAUCGUUUAUUUUGUAUCUGAUUUGCUGAAUUAAUAAAGACAUCAUUUGGAAUACCGUGGUUGAACUAAUAUCGAAUUAAAAAUAUCAAUAUAUAUAUAUGUAUAUAUACUUCUUUUGUUACAUUCACAAUUAGCGUGUAAGAUGACACAUUCGACUGGAAAUAAUAUUAAUGGAUUUCUGGUCAGGUACGCUGAGACAUGCUCGUUUCAAUAACGAGUAUGAACAGAGAAUAAACAUCCAAAAAUGAUUUGUAUGUUUAAUUUUUAAUAGUUCUCCUUCGUAUUUAGUAAUUUAUUAUAUCAUUCUUUUAUUCCUUUACACAUAUGUUAUGAUCUCGAUGAUCGUAUGAAACGUUGAACAUGUAAACUAGGUAAUUACAAAUAAUAAAAAUAAAAAGCCUCUCAUAAGAUUCUCUCUUCGUUCCUAAACGUUCAGCUAUUCAAUUUGAUUUAUGUAUAUAUGUAUAAUGUAUAAUGUAUUUUAUAUAUAUGUAUAUCCAUAAUAUAUGUAUAAUUUAUAUAUAAAAUACAUAAUAGAGGCUUGCACAACGUUUUACAGUUUACGGCUGUUAUCGUAGAGAUAUCGGGCUUCCUCGUUACAAUACCUCAGCCAUUAUAAUUUUCUCUUUCUUAGUGUCCGCUGUGUUUCAUCAGUUCGAUAAUUACAAAAAAUUCAUACCUUGCAACUCCUACUGUGUCUUGUCAUAAUCUAUUAUAAUACAGAACUUUCUCACUUC
Messenger RNA from Hylaeus anthracinus, 3324 nucleotides. RefSeq lists its product as uncharacterized. The record is from RefSeq and is a predicted model, not a curated record. The transcript has a single exon. NCBI's taxonomy places the organism in Eukaryota, Metazoa, Arthropoda, Insecta, Hymenoptera, Colletidae. The annotation marks the transcript as partial.